AUGAUUUCUACUCUUGCAAAUAACCUCGGACUACGUCUUGUCUACCAAAGACCCUUUGUCCAAGAGGACUCCUUCUCCAACCUCUCGGGUCUCGUUAACUCUCAGCUGUGCUUCCACAUCUGUAGGUAUCGCGCAACUAAGUUAGAAUAUUUCUCCACGCGAACAGCUCAUCGUCCUCCUCAUUUGGUAAGCUGCAUCCAUUCCCGCACAAGUGGCGCCUCCGAUAAAAAUGCAAGUUGUUCUCUUGAUUGA
Molecule: messenger RNA, 252 nt
Organism: Protopolystoma xenopodis
Lineage: Eukaryota; Metazoa; Platyhelminthes; Monogenea; Polystomatidea; Polystomatidae
Source: the annotation of a GenBank genome assembly